AUGCCAGUCCUUAACUCCAAUUGGCCGGUCUCUCACUCUCCUUUCCUCUCCUCUCCAUUUAGCUGUGCGACUUCCGAGGCGGCGCAGGAGUUUCAUUUGCAAGGCAUAAUGGCUGAUCAAUUCCAGCACCCAACUGUCAUUCGGAAGGUAGCUAACCAGUUGCAUUUAAGCGCCAACCUGUCCCAAGAUGUUCAAGCUCGUUAUGGAGGAUUCCAGACGCCUGCACUUUACCAGAGGCGUUUUGCAUAUGGCAACUAUUCAAAUACAGGAUUUCAGUAUCCCAUGUCACAAACAUGUGGAGCCACCAAUGAUCUCUCAUUGAUAGCCUCAAAUGCCUCGCCUGUGUUUGUCCAGGCUCCUUCAGAGAAAGGCUUGGCUGGCUUUGCCAUUGAUUUUCUUAUGGGUGGUGUUUCAGCUGCUGUGUCCAAAACUGCUGCUGCUCCAAUUGAGCGUGUGAAGCUUUUGAUCCAAAACCAAGAUGAGAUGCUCAAGAGUGGUCGGCUUUCUGAACCCUACAAAGGUAUUGGUGAUUGUUUUGGGCGAACAAUUAAGGAUGAAGGUUUCAUAUCAUUGUGGAGAGGCAACACAGCUAAUGUCAUCCGUUACUUCCCCACUCAGGCGUUGAACUUUGCAUUCAAGGAUUACUUUAAGAGGCUGUUCAAUUUCAAGAAGGACCGUGAUGGCUACUGGAAGUGGUUUGCUGGCAACCUGGCAUCUGGUGGUGCUGCUGGUGCCUCCUCUCUACUCUUCGUCUACUCACUGGAUUAUGCUCGAACCCGUUUGGCAAAUGAUGCCAAGGCUGCAAAGAAGGGAGGAGAGAGGCAGUUCAAUGGGUUGAUUGAUGUCUACAGGAAAACCUUCCAAUCUGAUGGCCUUGCCGGUCUUUACCGUGGAUUCAACAUUUCAUGUGUCGGCAUCAUUGUUUAUCGUGGUUUGUACUUCGGAAUGUAUGACUCGCUGAAGCCUGUGAUCCUGACUGGACAGUUUCAGGAUAGUUUUUUUGCCAGCUUUGCUCUUGGUUGGGUUAUCACAAAUGGUGCUGGCCUUGCAUCCUACCCAAUUGACACAGUCCGGAGAAGAAUGAUGAUGACGUCUGGUGAAGCUGUCAAGUACAAGAGUUCACUUGAUGCAUUCUCUCAAAUCCUUAAGAACGAGGGCGCUAAAUCUCUUUUCAAGGGUGCAGGUGCAAACAUCCUCCGUGCUGUUGCCGGAGCUGGUGUGCUUGCGGGCUAUGACAAGCUCCAGUUGAUUGUGUUUGGAAAGAAGUAUGGUUCUGGUGGGGCCUAAUAGAUACCAUCUUUUUUCCUCACUCAUUUUAGUUUCCGAUGGUGAUGAAAAUCUUUUUUGAGUUUAAUAUGAGAAGUCAUCCGGGGCCAGUUUUCACUUGUUUGAAUAACUAGGAGAUUAGACUUAGACUGGGUUUUGUCCCAAACAUUGUUCCCUGAUCUUAUCACCAGGGUAUUUUGUUCUCACAAAUCUUGAUUAUCAUAGAUGUUACAAUGGCUCAGCAUGGAUUUUAAUAGUAUUUCUGGGAGUACACUUUCCUGUGAACUGUUAGUAUAGUUGAUGCCUUUUCUGCUGCUUUUCGGGCUGUAUCUCCGGUUUAACUAGGCAGAGCUAGUUACACUUCAGCUAUGGGAUUGAGUCAAGAAAGUCGAAGGCUUCCUUAAUUGCUUUGCUGCAGAUACACGUAAUAUGAACACUGAUUAUAGGUAAUGCCUUUUCUGGUGUUUUUGGUGGCGAUCUCUGGUUUUAUUGAUUUCUAGUUGUACUGGGCAAUGAAUUGGGUUUGAAGACUUUAUUGUUGAUUUCUUCUUUCAACUUUGAAUUUCGAUUUAAGAGUUAGUUUAUUUAAGGGGUUGCUAUGGUAGUGCAUCUCAUAGGGUUUAUGAUUCGUAACAGAGAAAAGGAGCUUAUUAUGCCAUUCAUAUCCUUUAGGGAUUGUCUUGGUAUUCUUACUUUAUAUUCAAGGGAAAGCUUGUACCUGGUGGUGUAGAUUCCACAUGCAGUUCUCUAAUGAUGUAUUGAUCAUUUACAGUCUAAGA
Molecule: messenger RNA, 2045 nt
Organism: Ilex paraguariensis (yerba mate)
Lineage: Eukaryota; Viridiplantae; Streptophyta; Magnoliopsida; Aquifoliales; Aquifoliaceae
Source: the annotation of a GenBank genome assembly